UGACGCCGCUGCCGUUCCGCUGGCUGAGCCGUGGUAACGCCGCUUGCCGCCACACUUCAUUUGCCAGCUGCAGCCCCGGCCGGUCGGACGUCAGGGGAAGUGCCGCUUGUUGUCGUCGUCCUCCGGCGUGGAAUCUGCAGGGACUGGCGCUGUUCCCAUAGCGAGGGCGCUGGACAAGCAACUGGUCUCCUCCCACCCCACCAGUUCUACAGACUGAUGGUUAGAGAGACGAGGACGCUGAGUAUUAUCGCUUCUCGUCUGACAGGAAGAGGAGAGAGAGAGGAACACUCGCCGUAAGGCAACGUUUGGACUUUGCUCGGCGUGCGCAGCAAGCUUCGCUCGUCCUGAGACAAGGCUCACCUACCUCCCCUGCCACUCUCCCUACCAAAACCUCCAACCCGCUUGUCUCCCUUUUCCGCCGCGCCUUGUUGUGUUGUGUGUGCGCCCAACUCUUCCACAGGCACACGCCGUACAGCGUCCGACUUCACGCCUGCCGAGGUGUGUGUGCGUGCGUAUGUGCAUGCGUGCGUGCAUGCGUGUGAGCGCCGUGAGGACGCUGGGUCAGGCCACGGGCUGCUUCUCUCACUCGGGAGCUGUCUUCACCGCUACUUUCAACGACGCUGAAUGGUGCUGUAGCGCCACUCGAUAUCAGGAGAGGAGAAAGGUAGUUUCUCUCGCGUUGCGGCUCUUCCUCCUACCUAGUUCCCAUCUUCUCUCCCUCCCACCUCCACCUAUACCCGGCCUUCUAGUCGACUGAUCGGCGAGAAAAACAUUGUCGCUUGGGAGGAACAGGCAUCGUGCUGGACUCGGGGCGGCACUGAUGCUGGCCCUGUGCGGAGGCAGCCUGCUGCUGUGGACUCUCCCUCCCGACGUCGUCACCUGCUUCUGAAACAAGUCUGGAGCUUCCCCCCUCUCUCCUUGUCCCCCACCACCCACCCACCUCCACGGUUCCACCUGAAUGUGCGCGCGCGCACGCGGUUGUGUGUGUCUUCGCGUGCAUGCAUGCGCCUUCGAUUCACGGCAUCGCGUCAUUGUGGUGGCGGGCUUGGCAGCUCCAGGCGCCCCCAGUGGGAGGAAAACACGCGCCGAUCUUCGCCACAAGAGAGUGACGCUGCAAGCGGCACGAGGAGCAGGAGUUGGUGCCCCUCGCGCUUUGAUCCAGGACUGGACUUUCUUCUCUCGCGCUCUCCGGCGCGCCAGCCACGUGGAGUACACCCAGAAAGGGAAGAGAGCGCGCUGCAGCACCGCGUGCACGUUUGCAUGCGCGUGCGUGCGUGUGUGUGUUUUACCUGUGAAGAGGCUCUCAGGCUGCCUUAAUCGCGUUUCUCUCUUACGUCACCUGCGGUGAACCGUUCGUCUGCAGUUGACGGUGUGUGUGAUAGGAGUGGUCGUCGCAGGGAGAAGGUGGACAGGCGAGUCGGUCGAGCCAUCAUGGACAGCGCCAGCUGAGCGGAACUUUGCCAGACUAAGCAGAGUGCGAAUGCAACACCCGCCCUUUGAGAAUGUGCAACGAUACCUGAAGGAGACAUCCGUUGACGGAACGGUGCCGCUAUCGCAGUCGCUGGUGUUAGCUCUGGAUGCUGUUUACCUGUGUGGGAGGGGAGGGGGGAGUCAGUGCCAGAUAGUCACGUGCAAGAAAAGUGCAUGUCAGAACGGACCUGCAUUGUGACAUCACGAGUCUGAGUUCCUACAUCGUGUGAAAUUCGUUUUGUACGGAAGAACCAUCAUCACCACCCACCACCCGAAGCCCCGCUCAGCACGGAGAAGUAUCCCACGACCCCGUCCCCACCCCUACGUCUCCGUUUUGUCAGGAGUAGUAACCUCGCAAGCCGUUGGCGGUCACCCUAGGGUUCCCGAGCACGCUGGACGCCGUCUGCCGCGGCGACACCCGCCUGCCCUGCCCGGGUGGAAUGCCCAGCGGCCUGACCCUGGGUGGUGUGCCAGCGGGUGGUCCGACAGUCGCCGCGCUCGAUGGUGGAGUUCGGAGAGGAGCGGGUGGUGCCGGCGGCUCCAUGUCGGCCAUGUGGAGCAUCCUUCACGCCUACCAGUACGCCAACUUCACGCACUUCCCCUUCCCGCCCAGGAUGGCCAGCUUCGAAGAUUCCAAUUCUAUGGAGUCACACCACUUCCGGCCGAUGGAACACUCGCCAACGGACGGGUACGGGUGUGUCAAGACUCGCAAGAAUAAAGAAGACAAGUACUGCGGCGUAUGCGGCGAUCGCGCCCUCGGCUACAACUUCGACGCCAUCUCCUGUGAAUCGUGCAAGGCCUUCUUCCGCCGCAAUGCACCUAAAGGACUGGAGUACUUCAAGUGCCCGUACGAGGAGAAGUGCAAGAUGGACGUGUCCAAUCGACGUUUCUGCAAGCGAUGUCGGCUGCGGAAGUGCUUUGAAAUCGGCAUGCGCAAAGAGUACAUCCUGACAGAGGAGGAGAAGAUGCGCAAGAGGAUGCGUAUAGAGGAGAAUAGAUCUAGACUGAAGCAACCUGCUCCCUCUUUUGACAGGAGGUUCCGGGACGUGGAGAAGACCAAGAUGCAGAGCGGGGAUGUCUCCUCCUCGCAAGUGCGCCUGCGGCCCCUGGAGCCCGAGGAGGAUGCUGCCAUCAGCGAGGUGGUCAGCGCCUAUCAUCAGUCGCUGGAGAUUUGUGUCGAGUCCGACAUCUCGCGUGAGCGGCCGUCCAUGACGGACCUGGUCAACAUCGCCGAGAUCAGCGUGCGCCGCGUCAUCGACAUGUCCAAGAAGAUCAAGUCCUUCAAGGCGCUGUCGCAGGCGGACCAGAUCGGGCUGCUGAAGGGCGGCAGCAUCGAGCUGCUCAUCAUCCGCUCGGUCAUAAACUUCGACAAGGACAAGCAGCAGUUCCUGGACCCCUACGACAAGGAGAAGUACGCCAUGACCACGGACCAGCUCAAGAUCGCCACGGACGCUGCCAGCAUGCCCGGCAUGGGGCUCUUCGAGGACCACAUGAAGUUCGUGCGCUCGCUGGCCUUGGACCUGCACGCCGACGAGACGGUGCUGAUUCUGCUGCUAAUGAUCGCAUUGUACUCGCCGGACCGGCCUGCCAUCACCGACAAGCAGUACAUCGCGGACGAGCAGGAGCGUUAUGCUCUUUUGCUGCUGCGCUACCUGGAGUCCAAACACCCGCCACACGUCGUGCGCGUGCUGUACCCCAAGCUGCUCAUGAAGUUGGUGGACAUUCGUAACCUCAACGAGGAGCACUCGCAGGUACUUCUGCGCAUCAACCCAGAAGGCCUGCAACCUUUGAUGAAGGAAGUGCUGGAGCACAAUCUCGAUAAGAACGACAAGCGGCCAAGCAAGACUUCCCACGGCAGCGGCGGUGGUGGUGGCGGCGGUGGUGGUGGUACCAUGGAAGGGGCCGGUUCUCCCACCCACGCUGGGCCCGUCACCUCCCCACUCCCGCACAGCCCCCCGGUGGCUCCUGCGCUGCCAUCCUCCACCCCGCACCUCUCUCCCCCUCACAUACCACACGUCGGUCCCCAUCCCCACGUCCUGCCGCAGCCCCAUCUAUUGCCGCAUCCCGCCUUGGUCAACACAGCCAUGCCGCCCAACCCGCAGUAACGAACGUACACCGACCUGCUCCAGGUCCCCGGCUUUAGUGUGACGCCUUCACGAAGGACAGGCAAAACAACGUGGCCGCCAAAGUCUGAGCAUGCGCGGUCCGGUACUUACUCUUCUCCCACUCCAUCUUCCACCCUCACCCCUCCAAACUACCACCCCCUCCUGUAAGGGCUCCGUGUCCGGUCGGCACGGUCACCAUCUGUUAGAGUUCUGUGGUAGACAAAAGGCAAUGUUCGUCGUCGCUUCUAAGUCGCCUCCUCCUCUGUCCGAUGACCGUCCAGUUAGAGGCAGGCAGGAGUCCAGAAGUUUCGGCGAGCCCGACUACAAGCACCGCCUCUGAUUUUACCUACCUGUCCUACGUACUCGUGCGGUAACAUUUCGCACAGUUGUUUUUCUGUUUGUUUAGCUACCCCCCACCCAUUCCUAAACAAGAAAAAGCAGCAACCCCCAUUCGAACUCUCGUCCAGUUUGAUUAAUUAGAGUCAUUAAGUAACAACAUUGGAAACUCAUCGAUGAUAAGUGCAGGACGCAUAAUCUGCCUGCAGGAAACCCCCAGUUUCCCCUCCCUCCCUACUCCCACAUCUCACCUUUAUUGCAGGGAUGAACACGACCCACCCGCCCUACUCCGCCCUGAGGGAUAGAGAAUAAGCUCCGAAUUCUGUCCGAGACUACUGCGCUAGAGGCGCUGGUCUCACACGAAGGGAUUGGGCGUCGACCAGGACGGCCAUUCGUCGGUCAGCGCCAGGGACUAACUGGACUUCCGACGGCCAUCUUGCAUGACUCCCGAGUUUGCCUGUUGUCACCGCCGAAGGCCAAGCUUGCCAGACACUCUUGUGACUUUUUACUGUAGCUGGUGAUUUGUUGUACGGAUGACGAUUGAAUUUUUAAUAUGAAUAUUGUGUUGGGGUGUGGGUGGUUGGGUAGACAGGUGGGGAAGGAGUGUAAGACUGCUGGCCACCACCACCACAACCACCUCCUCACGUCUCCAUCUCAGUGACGUCGUUUUGUUGGGGUGGGGGAAGGCGUCAGAGCAUGGCAGGAGGGUGAGGUCAAGAGGCUACACCAGGACUCUGGGAAUAUGGUCAGUGAGGAUUGUCAUCUAGUGCCUGAAGCCGCACCCCAUGCAGGUCCUCUGUGCCAAGAGGGUGUUGUUACCUACUAGUGCGUGUCGCGCAUGCGCUGUGAACAAUUUUGUGACUGAAUUUCGGGACUGCUUCAAAGCCUGCGCUUGCUUUGUCUUGUGUCUUAGAAAAUUUGUAGGGUUGGGGUGGUUGAUGCUGGGGAAAGGGGGGGAGGGAAAGUGCACUCGGCUGUUUUUAUGUUUCAUCAAAAGUUUACACAUAUGUAUGUGCGUGUGAGAGAGAGAUGUGUUUCUUAACGAAAGAAAGGGUUGGGUGGGGUUGUAGUUGUUGAAAGUGAUGAUGAUGCAUGCUGUUUACUGCUUUGUUGUCGUUGUGUGUUGGUGUGCACAUGUCUCGUCACGUGUCACCUGUUCACAGACGUGCAGCUACUAGUAGACGUCGCUACAGUGUGUGUAGAGGAUGGGCAGGUCUCGCCCAGUCACGUGACAUGCGGUAGUCACAGCAGACAGGAGGGAGGGAGCCUUGUUAGCCAGUCACAAACAUUAUUAGACAGCUGUGUACAGUAAUCAUUUGCGUUUAACGCCCAGCAGCAUUGCUUGCCUUUGGUACACAGGAUGCGCUGAAAGGUGAAUUAUGUAUCUCUAUAUAUAAACAUAAAUCACACAGAACCUCACCUUCAGCAUUAGAGAUUUCUCCCCUCUCGUAGUAAAUUUUUUUACUUGCUCUUUAUGGAAGAAUGUGAGCUCUUUCUGGCGCGUGAGUAGAAAGCUAGUGGAAUGCACACAAACUUCGUGAAAGUUUCGGCACUCGGCUGUUGUUUCUUGUCUACUAAAACACAACAAUCUAUCCCAACGCAGGCACUAAGCAGUUGCAGAGAUGUUCCUCAUUGAGUUGCUUAGCUGAGGUCACCGAGGUCACCAUCGUACGUGGGCAGCGACUAGGUCCGGUUGUUAGCCUCUCGUCAUAGUCGGGGAGGGGUGGGGAGGAUCCGGCCGUCAUGUUAGCUGGCCAGUCUAAUCAUUGGCAAGUUUCAGUCAACGGUUUGUCGUCAACAAUAAUGUCACUAACUACUUUUUUAUUUUAAGUCGCCACAAGGAAUGCGAAAGUGAAUGGCGUCUGGUUGGCUGGUUGUUGGUUUUUGUUUGGUUGUUUUGGUUUUUUUUAACCAUUCAUCGAGUGCAAGGACAUUGUCCUAAUCAUAUUUUUCCCCUGGGAUGUCAAGGUAGGGAGGGGUCCAUAAAACGCUGAGAAACUGUGUGUGGACGUCAACUUGUCUUCAGAAAAUUAACUAGACCGCUAGUUAGCUGUUAAGUCUUUGUGUUGUUUAGAAUAUUAUUUUUGUUUUUUGUUAACGUCUUAUAUGGAAGUUAAACGACCCUAACUGUGCAUCAGACAACGGGCUUCUCCAAACUUGAAACGUUCUCACAAAGACUGCCACUCCUCCUGGCACUGGCUUGUAGAUGUAGGAGGAGAUCCCGGGGUUUGGGGAGGGGAGAGGAUGGGUUGCGUCAUGAUGAUGGCACAUCUGUUGUGGCUUCUUUUUGUUUUGCAGCCAGCGCGAUUAGCGAGUGCACUGUAUCCAGCGGGUGUUUGACAUGUCCGAGGAAGUGGGAUUGAUGCCGAGCUGGGCUUGGUGAUUGCGAGGAGAACCUAGCGUUCUACACUACUAAUCUCUCCUUCUGCCACUCCACCGCUCGCCUGUCAAAGCUUAAAAGAGAUGUUUUGUUCGCAACAUAAGCCCCGUCAAUAUCAUCACACCGUUUGUUUGGGGAGAAGUUCCUUUAUUUGACUUACCACCCGGCAAAGGGAGUUACACGCUUGGGUUCGUCAUGACAGAGCGUGACCAGUGGUCGGAAUGGGGGUUAAUGAGUUCUCCGGUCUUGUUUGACUUUCGUGCUGCACCGCCAGUGUUUUUGCAGGUCGGGUGUAUGGGGCAGGCCUGCGAGGAGCAAGGAUAGUGCCAAGCAUGUCGCAGUUUGGGAGAAACAAAUGGGAGAGCUCGGUCGUCGUGUUGGGUGCAGGCGCGCGCUUGCAAACACCCUUGCGUGCUGCAGUCUUUUUGUGCGGGGAGCUUGUCAAAGGGAGUCAUUGUGUUUUGUGGGCUGUCGCCAGGGUUGCCUCCGACAUGCUGGCGAGGUGCACAGUAGGACAGGCAGCCAUGACGGCGUCGCUCGGGUGUUUGAAAUGCAACCUCCUCCUCCUCCUCUCCCCUCACACACACACCAUCACCACCACCCUUCCUCCCCAUCUCACCCCCAAACACACAGGCCUGUGUUACAGUGGCCUUACAUUGUUGUCUGCAGGGAAGUUGUAACAACCCCAGAAUGCUAUACGUCACGUGACCGGAUCUCAGUUUCCUUUCUUCCUUCUUCCCGGGUUUCUUUAGUUCCACAAAGAAAAAAAAACAGCAACCGUUUACGAUGGACUGCAACUAAGAGGAUAUUUCGAGUUUGAAACAAAUCGCGAAGUGGGGUUAGCUGUGAAACUUCUGUUAGAUGAGAAAAUAGUUAGACACUCCUUCCUUCUUGUCAUGUCAGGCCCCAGCGCUGGUUGUGACAGAUGUUGCUGGAUUAUCGCCAUGGUCGGCGGACCUCUUGAUUGCAGGACCGUGAAGCUAUGUAGUAGUUCUUAGUCUCACUUUCUCUCCAAAUUUGUUUCUGAAGACUGUCGUCAGCUCCUUACCACGACCGCAGUCAACAUUGUGACUGUUCGCUGAGAAUAAUCACACAAUCUGAAGGUUCAAACGGCUCUAAACAUCCGCUCAUCUAUAGUAAAUUCUCUUUUUUCAUCAACAAAACUGGUUGUAAAUGAUUUCUAAGUGACGAGCAUCAACUAACGACAGUUGCAGACAGGGUGGAUUGACGGCCGCUCCUAUGGAAGCACUGAGGUACUCUACAUGAUUAUAUAGCGCUAUUACGUGGAAGAUGAUUAUAAUUAUUGCUGUAGUCAGCGCUCGUUAUGCUCUCAUAUUCUGGUUUUCCACUAGUCGGUUUGCUAGAGUAAAGAGCUCACUUUGAUAAAAUCUUUUAUGAGUAUUUUUUUUUAAUAAACAGUUAUUACACGAAUAUCUUGUAGCUGAAUUCCAUAUACAAGUACAUUUUCGUCACCAGCGUGCAUAAGGGACCAACAACAACUAGCGGUGGGUAAAUCGUGGAAGAUAUUUUUUAAAAAAAAACCCAUGAAUAUGAAUGGUCAGAAGGUGCAUAGUAAAACUAAAUUGCUUCCCUUUUCUGAGUUUUCUUAAAACGUUCUGUCUAUACAUUGGUUUUAUUUUCCACAUCAUCGUUUACAACAUUUAUGAAUGACUCCGUCAAGAAUAAUUUUGGACCAUGCUUUUUUCGAUUUGUAUAAACCGCUAACGCCAUCUCGCACUUGAUUAGUAUUUGAUAUGGUCAGGACAAGUUUGGGGUUACUCUCCCUACCCCCGUCGUCCCGCGCGCGGACAUUUUCGUGUGGAUUCAGGUGUCAGAAGGUAUGUAGGCAGAGACACCCGAUGAACCGCUGACCUCCCAGGACAUCAGAAGCUCGCCGACCUGCAAACUGCUGCUUUACUCGUGUGUCUCGCCUCUGGUGCCAGCAACUUGUGUUGUACAGGGUUCGCAGGCUCUGAGCUCGUCACUGCUGCCCCAGACAUCAGGAGCGACACAGCUCGGUGCUGGUCACGUGCACCUGACAGUAGCUGUUGGCAGGAUGGGAGGUGCCCCGUGCCGCAUGUAAGCAAUAAAUGUACGUACUUUACCUGCUCCAGCCAAUGUCCAGCUCCUCUCACUACAGUAGAUAGGGCAGAAGCUUUAAUGGUCGAAGCUGGUGUCGCUGCUGUUGAUGCAAAAUACCUCCUUGCAGCUUUGUCUCCGUGCGAUUUUUUAGAGUUUAGUCCUGGCACUAGAAGAAUGAUGUUUGUCUUGUCUGGGAGUUCAAAAAAAAAGAUGAUAUCACGUGAUACCGGUGUGUGGAAUCGGCAGGCAGCCGGGCAUGUUGCAGCUCUGUGCAGCAGGCCUCUCUUCUCAAAUGUGUUGAUCGCGGUCAGAAGUGGACAGACAGCUUGCAGGCAACCGUAUGUGGAUGUCAGUGUGUGUAGCUUGUUGAUUCUCUGCCAUCCCCUCUCCUAUCUUCGCUCUCUCCUCGUCUCGUCAUCGGUCUCGGGACAGAAUCUUGUGACUCGCUACCCAGCAAGGGACGGGUAGGUUUGGCCUUUCUGUACCGUCACAAGUAACCCGACAAUUAACGUGAAUUUUCUACGAUCGUCUUAAAAGUUACAGUUGUUAAUUUUCGGCCUUUUAUGGAAAAGUGCCUGUGUUGCCUUUCUUUUAAAAGCAAGAUCGGGUAAUCAUUGCCUCGACCCCUUCCUUGGUAUGUUAACCUUUCCCACCUCGCUUUCAUGACCUGCGCUCAGUCGGCCUCACGACUGUCCCCACACCCGCUUGUUGCACUCGGCCUCCGCCAUAGCGUUGUUACAAUGACGUGGCGUAUACAGGUAGACAUGUACUUUUCACUUGUGAUCUCAGCCACACCUUCUUGUUUUCUGGCUAGGGAAUGAGGUAGGAAUGGGGGGAAAUGUUUAGAUCAUUACAUUAUCAUUAUUAGUUGCUUUGUUUGUAAUGUCUUAUAUGGCAGGUCCCGUGAUUCCUAGCCUCCAGGAAAACGGUUAAACAUCUUGUUUAGCGGUCCUUUUGAAAAUAAACCUUUCAUCCCGAAAGGCCAAGUCGGGUCCCUUACUGAUGCGUUAUAACACUUGAAAAGUAUGUUCCACCAAAGUGUAAGAUUAAUGUACGCAAAAUUGUUUAGAACGGAUUUGUUUGUAAACAAACUGGCAUCUGGAAAAAAAAGCAGCUUAACACAGUAUGACAUUUAUCAAGAAAGAAAAAAAAGGAAUUAUGCGAAAAGAGUUGCUGUAGCAUAAAGGUCAUUAGUCUGUCGAUGUGCAGCGGACACAGAGCUCGGAUGUCCUCGUGGCUUUUGCUUCACUGCAUUUUCCUCCACCUUGCUACAUUUGGCCGUUUGAUCAUUCAAGUUUUUAUCUACGUUAAUCUUUGUCAACGAUGUGGGAUUACACAGAAACUAUCAUCUUUUGUUUUGUCUGUUUGUUUGGUUGGUUGGGUUUUUUGUGUAACGGUUGUUAUGUAAAAAUAAAAUAAAUAAAAAUAAUGAAGUGGAAGAUUUGGCCAUUUCUGCCCCCAGCGAUUUCUUCACAGUUUAUCCAUUGUAUAUUACAACGCUAAGCACAAAGGCUUAACUUCUAAAACAACUUGUUGGUGUCUGUGUUGUGGAUUUAUUGAAUUCAAAGAAUUCUCCCUCGUUCAGAUGAUGUUGAAAUGUGAGCAGGCAUGCGAGGAAGGGGGGUGAGACAGAGCAGUGAGGCCAUGUUGUUAUUUUAUUCCCCUCCUCCUCCCUCCCGAUUUGUGUUUGUCACACUUUGUAUACCUUUGCAUGUGUAUCUGUCUCCAGAACCGACUGUCGCUUAGUACACACUGUUUUGUGCACGAAUGUGCAUGCUGCAACACUUUUACAGAUCGGUGGGAUUUUUGUGUCAGCGACAUGUUUCAGGAAAUGUUUUCCCGAGUCUGAGGGAGACAUAAGUUGUCUACUGCAUGGACAGAGGCGGCUUAGUCGCCCUUUUCACUUUUGAACUUGAUUGUGGGUACCUGCAUUACUUUACACGAAAAUUGUAUUAGAACAUUUCAGGUAUACGAGCUGACCAUUAUUUCAGCAUUAAAGCCAAGCCAUAGCCGCUAUCAGGAAUUUUUUUUUAUUGUGGGUAUUGUUGCAAUCGCUUUAAAUGUGGAGAGUAUCAUGAAUUGCUAACUGCAUUACUAACAUUCGUGUUAGAGACAUAUAGGGCAGAAGUACGGUUAUAUUGUGUUGUUGUUUAGUUUUCCUGCGUCUGUUUUCUUUUAAUAUGUACAUAGACUUUUUCUUAAAAAAAAAAAGAAAAUUCUUACGACAAGACAAAAGAUGUAUGUAGACCAGAGACCCUGAUGGUCCUGUUAUAUCAUCACUCGCGUGACGGAAUGGGCUUGUGGACGGACUAGGAAAUAGAGACCAAGGCAGCAGUUUGUUGAUUCUCAGAAAUGUGCAGCGUUUCAAAUAUAUUAUUUUUAACUAUUAAUAUUUUAUUGGAGAAACAAAAGAAGAGUAUAACACAAAGAGACAAUAGAGAAUUUCUUUGCGAUGAUAGAAAUAGUUGAUGACUAUAUCAAAGAUAGUUGUUAAGGUUAGCGGGAGGGCUGGGAGUUGUCGUUGCCUUUCCCCCUACCCCUUACACUCUGAAUGCCCUGUAGACAUUGUCUCUGGAUGUCCGCGCAGUUCAAAAGGGAGGGACGAAUGAUAGAGAGGGAGGGUCGUGAUGUUUCUCACGCUGGCGAUCUCCUGUUGUUGCGAGUAAUGGGGUCAGAAAUUAUACUUUUGUUUUUAACAGUUCUUAUCGCUAAGAGCGGACCGGUUGUUCUUUGUUUUCGUCUCAUCAUGUCCUUCACUGAAGUGUGUACAAGUUUAGCGUGAAAGAAACGCGGGCAUGCGCACUGUUGUUAUGACUCUCAGAGGUCAUCACGCACGCGCAGACGUCACUGACGUUUUCAUGAUGUUCAUGGGAGACGGGAUGGCAGACGAUACAUCCUGCUGAGCGAAGUUUGUGCUUUUAUAACUCGAGUGUGUCCGUGUCAUGUCAAUGUGGGUGGUGGAACAGCCGUCUAAAUAAAUACAAUCCACAAAAUUCAAACAGCAUUUUUUUUCCCCCGACACGUGGUGGUGUUAGAAUUUUGUUACGAGGUCGUCUAUCGCCAUGUUUUGUUAGGGUAGAAAAAUUACUUCUCCCCCUCCCCAGUCCUUUUAUUUUUCCUUGUUUUGUCUUUUCUUCCAGCACUUCUUUUUCCCCCAUUCUUCUUGUCCUCUUUGACUGCGAUGUGAAUAACAAAUAUAUUCUGCUGCUUGAGUCGAACGUUAUUCACGUAGCUGGGCGUACGUAGCAUGUUAGAAUCACGUAUCACGUUAUCCGGUCUCCCAUUGAACUCGUCAAAUGUUACAUGUCCACGUCCUAGAACUUGCCUGCCAAUGAUUAGCUCACCAUCAGCUGGUGAUGUCAUCAACUCUUCCAAACAUGGUCAUUCAUUAAUAUUCAUAUUCUCGCCAUACUUUUUUUUCUUGGAUUGGUUAGAAAGUAUUGUGCGUGUGGCGUGUGCAGCCUACUUUCUGAUGUUCAUACAAUAAACUUGACAUUACAUGA
Messenger RNA from Pomacea canaliculata, 11876 nucleotides. RefSeq names its product nuclear hormone receptor HR96-like. Gene Ontology annotation, molecular function: RNA polymerase II cis-regulatory region sequence-specific DNA binding; nuclear receptor activity; zinc ion binding. The transcript has 4 exons. The coding region runs from base 1911 to 3575 and encodes 554 amino acids. Lineage: Eukaryota; Metazoa; Mollusca; Gastropoda; Architaenioglossa; Ampullariidae. The record is from RefSeq and is a predicted model, not a curated record. Gene Ontology annotation, biological process: negative regulation of transcription by RNA polymerase II; cell differentiation; positive regulation of transcription by RNA polymerase II.